Molecule: messenger RNA, 3426 nt
Organism: Encephalitozoon hellem ATCC 50504
Lineage: Eukaryota; Fungi; Microsporidia; Unikaryonidae
Product: type V P-ATPase
Exons: 1
Coding region: 1-3426 (1141 amino acids)
Biological process (GO): intracellular calcium ion homeostasis
Cellular component (GO): membrane
Molecular function (GO): ATP binding; ATP hydrolysis activity; P-type transmembrane transporter activity
Source: RefSeq, a predicted model, not a curated record
AUGUUUGUGGCAAUUAAGCAGGAAAGGCCGUUCAUAAGCAUUGAGGGGAGGAAGAGAAGAAUAUCGACACGUUUCUAUAAUGCUCUUUGCGUAUUGAGCCUGGGGGGAGUCUAUAUGAUAUGUAGAUAUCUACCCAGCGUCAAACAUUUUCUGCUUAGUUCGCCUUGUAGCCUUUCUGAGGCGGAUUGUGCUAUAAUAACAUCGCAGAAUGGAAAGAGGGAGUUUAUCAAUGUUCUUUUUUAUGACACUGCCGAAAUUCCUUCGCUCAGAAGGUACACCCAGGGAGGAAAAGCUCGAGUAAUAGAUUCCCAAUUUUCUAGGCUUAUAUAUGAUGUUGUCUCCAGAAAGUUUGUUGUCCCGCCAGAACAGAAGUUGCUUUCCAGGGAUUUUGAGGAGCUUUACAGUAUGGAGGUUUCGAAGUCUCCGGAGACUGAGAGAGCAGAGGCUAUACAAAGAAACAUAUUCUAUGGAAAAAACAUCACAAACCUCCCGAUUCCAAGCAUUUCCGGGAUAAUUCUUAAAAACAUGUUCAGUAUCACAUUUCUAUCGAAUGUGAUAUGCCUAUUUGUGUGGAGGUUUAUUGAGUACACGAAAUACGCAUUUGUGAUGGGAAUACUCAUGAUGUAUUCAUUUGUGUUUACAAACUGGGAGGAGAUUUUGCAUUCGAUUAAUAUGAGGAAGCUUGUGAAGAAGAGGACUGUCAGGAUACUUCGGGGAGGAAAGUUUGUGUGUGUGGACAGCCGGGACAUAUAUCCUGGAAACAUAAUUUACAUUGAGCCGUGUAAGGAGUUUCCAUGCGAUGCUCUUGUUAUCAGGGGUGAUGCCAUAACAAAUGAAUGUCUGCUUACUGGGGAGGCGGUCCCCAUAUACAAGAAUGCUGAGCAGCCCUGCACUGUUUACUCUGGAACAGAUGUUCUAAAGAGCAUCAAUACUGUACCGAUAUUUACCAAUCCAAGAAACGAAAAUCUCUGCAGGGUUAGAAGUCUCACUAGCAAAAAUAAGCAGAGGGCCGCUGGGGUGGUUGACUCUAUGCAUGUUCCCGAGAAUUUUGCUAUUGGGAUGGUUCUUAGAACUGGAUUUCAAACUGCGCGCGGGCAGAUUCUAAAGAACAUGAUCAACUCAAAGCCUGUUUACAACAGAUUCAUAAAGGAAGCCGAGACAAUUAUAUUUGGCAUUGUAGGCAUUGGAGUGAUUAUUUCAGUUGUGAUGGGAUAUGUUUUCAGGGCUAUGGAGCUUGAUUCAAGGAUGAAUCUUGUGUACAAUCUUGACUUGUUUUUUACACUAGCCAACCCUGCGCUUCCAACAUAUCUAAGACUCGGGGCCCAACUGUGCUACAGAAAGCUGAUCAAGAAGAACAUCUACUGUAACAACCUAAACAAGAUACAUCUAGCCGGAAGGAUAGACACGGCUGUGUUUGACAAGACUGGAACACUAACAUGUGAUGGGCUUGAUCUCCUUUUCAUUGAUGAUCUCAGCGAGCCGGCUGAUGACAUUGACAAGGUUAGCAUGCUUGUUAGGAUUGGGCUGAGCACAUGCCAUUUGGUGUAUGAGCUGGAUGGAAGGUACUCUGGAGACACCCUUGAUUUGAAGAUGUUUAUCUUCUCCUCUUCGAAGCUUGUUCAGAACGAAAGCACAAGAAUGGUAGUUAUUGGGGGACAGAAUAAGAUAUACGGGCCCAUUUUAAAGGAAUACAACGACAGCGAAGAAAUGGUAUACUACCAGAAAGACAAGAUCUAUGGAAACAAGUUUGCUGUUGGGGAUGGAGGUGUCUAUGAAGAAUGUAAGGAUACUUCGCCGGUGGUCCUUGAUAUCGAUGGGAUCAGCAAUCAUAAUCUGGGCGAUGGAUGCAAGGAAGAGUGGGACGGUGGGAUCAAUGCAGUGAUUAUGAAGACCUAUGAGUUCGACUCGAAUAUAAGAAGGAUGAGUGUUGUGGUGGAUGUUGGAAGUAAGAAGUAUGUGUUUACAAAGGGAUCUCCCGAGUCCAUCCAGCAGAUUUUGAAGGAGUGCCCAAAGGAAUAUGAAGAAAAGGCUAAGGAAUACUCUUUGGCAGGAUAUAGAGUAAUAUCUCUGGCAUACAAGGAGAUAGGCAAAAGCAUUGACAGGGCUGCGGACGAGUGUGGGAUGGAGUUUCUUGCUCUUAUAGUGUUUUCGAAUAAGCUCAAGGCAAACUCGAAAAGAACCAUUGAGGAGCUCAACGAGGCAAAUAUAAGAAGUAUUAUGUGUACUGGAGACAACAUACUAACUGCGAUAUCUGUGGGGAGGGAGUGCAGGAUCGUGGAGGAGUUUGUUCCUGUGAUAUUCCCUGUCCUCGAGGAGAAUGCAAAGUCCAUCUUUGAUGUUGACUGGCUCUGCGUUGGAGAUGAAGAGGAGUUUACCUUUGACAAGGUGAAACUGAGCCUGUAUAGGGGGAAUGAUAGGGUUUCAAACAAUGAGUUUGUUGUUGCAUGCGAAGGAAGGGAGUUUGACUUCUUCAGAAACACACAUUACUUCCAAUUUAUCCUUGAGAAAGGAGCUAUAUUUGCCAGGUUCAACCCUGGGCAGAAGAAGGCUCUUAUAGAGAAUCUGAGGGCGAUUGGGAAGGUCACAAUGUUUUGCGGAGACGGUGCAAAUGACAGCGGGGCACUCAGCAGUGCAGAUGUUGGCCUAGCCUUAGCGCAGAACGAAGCUAGUCUUGCAGCCAACUUUACAUCCGCCGACAUAGGCUCGGCCCUGGAUCUGAUCAAGGAGGGGAGGUCGGCAUUUGUAACGUCUGUUGGCACAUUCAAGUAUGUUGUCUCUUCCUGUGUGAUUUCGUACUUAGGGCUUCUCUUUCUCUCUUUAAGGAAGAACUUUUUGAGCGAUAUACAAACGAUGCACACGGACCUGUUUGUGUCAGUUCCUGUCACAUAUAUGCUGACAUGCUUCGAUGCAUCCGAUAAGUUAUUUCCCAGCCGUCCAGACGCGUUUCUCUUGCCAAAAAGAGAUUUUAUACCUUUUUGGACAACUAUAGCCUUUGAGGGCCUGAUUCUCCUGGCUCUGUCUUGCUACGGCGAUGCAAGCUCUGUUAUGUGUGACCAGUCGAUUGGGGCUGAGCUUGUGUUCUUUGCCAUGACGUUUAUUUAUAUUUUCAAUGGCGUGUAUCUGAGCGAAUGGUUUCCACACAGACAAAGCUUGGGAAGCAAUGUAUUGUUCAAGGCCUUCAUCUCCUUUGCUUUUCUUGUAAGCGCUUCUCUUUUGGUGGCAGUGUAUGCAUUUCCUGAAUGGACAUCCCAAUGGCUGAAAGAAUACAAGUUUGUGAGGACAAGUGGGUUUGAGGUUGGACUAGUUCUUAUCUCUAUAUUUUUGAUUGCGGCUGCAGUGUUUGUAGCUCAGCCUUUAAUUAGCAGGGUGUUUGAUGAGGGGAAGAGGGGAGGUAGAGCAGGGGGAGAUUCACUGGAGAGGACAUAA